CGAUGGAAUCUCCGGCCAGACAUGGCUACAGCUACAGCAGCAAAAGCUGCGCGCCAGAAAGGAACAGCAGCGACGUGAUCAUUCAAAUAGCUUUAGUUACAGCUACGGCAGCCCCGCAUUCCCCACGACCGGCGCUGAGAUCUACAAUGGCAGCGCGACGACGCAGCACCGCCGCAGCCAGACGCUUUCGCCGGUCCGCAACGACCGCAACUACCACACGCUUUCGACGACGACGACGACGACCAACAACAGCAGCAGCCGGACCCACUCGACCGAGCGACCCUUCGUGGCCGUCAAGCGAGCCCACGACAGCGCCAAAAUGCAAUCGAUUGGUUCCUCACCGUUGUCAGUCCUAAGUGCUUCGCCGCACGGUCACAUUGCACAAGCCAAUCGGCAACAGGCGGUACCAUCUCCGUCGCCAUCGGUAACAUCUUCAUCGACGACGGUAGAGCAUGGCAUGUCUCAUCUUAACCAACAACAACAACAACAGCAACCACAACAACAAUCGCCCCAACUUCAGUACCAAGCUACGUCAGCUAACGGUAGCGCGCACAAGAGUAGUAGUUUAACUAGUAACACCAUCAUCAGUAACCACCAUCAACAGUACCAGGAUCAGCAACAAAAUGGCAGCUUCACUCAGAAGCAGAUCCAAAAUGGGCUGCUCUCGCUGGCUGAUCACGAACAUUCGACGCCCAAGCACGGACAUGUGAGAUUGGAGUCCGAACAGCUAAUCUUCAGUAACAUAAACAGUCUUAACAACCUAGAAACUAGCGACAAACUAAGCCACCUGCUGAACGACAUCACUAGCAGUGCGGCUGCGGUCCUUCGGGCUGCGUCCUGCACUAGUAGCAAAAGCAGCAGUAGCGGGAGUAGUUGUGCCAGCAGUCUCAGCAGCAGUAACAAUGUCAAUGUCACUAGCAACGCCACAGCCACUAGCAAUAACCAUGUCGCUAAGCCUUCUAGUUCUAGUACUACUACUUCUACUACUACCAAUAGUUCGUUCAUUAGUCCCCAUCAACAACAUCUUCAUAAUCAUAACUCGCCAAUACAGCCUAGCAAUCAUCAACGGCUCCAUUUUCAUCAUCAAAAUGGUCAUUCUACUACGGCGUCGAACUUUCGAAGGCCAUCGCCCCCAGAACCCAUGGAUCUGUCACCGGAAGAUACGCCGGGCGCCGCCAACCGUUACCAUCUACGGAUAGGUGAAGAAGAAUUCUCGACUACGAGCGCCUUGGACAAACUGCUCGCCACUCUAACACUGGAGAGAAAUGUCAACGAACAGCACCUGGCCAAGAUCGACCAUCAGCAGCGUAACGGAAACGAUCUGCACCAGAGCCACGUAACGGAGCUGUGUGCCGUAAUUGCCAACCUUACCGAGUACAAUCUCUCCGAAUCGGCUCAGCAAAGACUGAACGGCAACGAGCUGAAUUAUCAACAACCCGUCGACCAUCUGGAUUACAACGGUAACGGAUUUCAGCAUCACCAUCACGCGCCGGAACGAAUCGGUGCCAUCACCAAUCACCAGCAAAUCCGCCGGAUCGCGUCCGAAAGUGACAGUACCAUAUCGUCCGUUUCACCAAGUCUGUCCGAACGAAGUAACGGCGUUAUCUCCUGGUGCGAUCAGGCCCGGGAGGAAUCGUUCUCCUCGUACCGCUCGGAGACGGAACCGGACAACUCGCCGACCGGUGGAUCGCCCCGGCCCGAAACGCCCGCCUUCCCCGUGACGCCCCGAACGCCGUACGGUCUGGCCAAUGGCACCUCUAGUCCAGCGCUGCCGCCCAAGAGUCCGACAUCACAACGAAAAUAUAACUCGACUUGGUCGCUCCGAAGUCAAAAAUCGACCGUUUCAACGUACGACUUGAGCAAGGACCUCUUCUCCGGUAAUCGUCAGGAAAUCAUCAACCAAAACGAAACGGUUUCAUGCUACACAUCACGUCGCAACUCGACGACCUCGAACGCCAACAGCGAACCCCAGGAGGUGGCCCCGCAGUUCGUCAAGUUUGCCCGCGAUUCCUCCAAGUAUUGGUACAAACCGGGCAUCACCCGCGAGGAAGCGAUCACCUUGCUGCGGAAUGCCCCUCCGGGUACGUUCGUGGUGCGCGAUUCGACCACCUUCGCCAAUGCCUACGGUCUGGUGGUCAAGGUCACCCAUCCACCGCCGGGCGUAGCUUCAAAAGGUCCCAACAGCGACGAGCUUGUGCGGCACUUCUUGGUGGAACCCACCAUUAGGGGUGUCCGGUUGAAGGGUUGCGCUAACGAACCAGUUUUCACAUCGCUCUCGGCUCUCGUCUAUCAGCACUCGAUCACACCCCUGGCACUGCCCUGCAGGCUCAUCAUACCGGACAUGGAUCUUCAACAGACGGAAUUCACAUCGCCGGCCCAGCAACAGUUGCUUUCCCAAGGGGCCGCCUGUAAUGUCCUGUACUUGUUCACCUGUGAUACUGAGUCAUUGACAGGACCUCAAGCCAUAAGGAAAGCCGUCGGUUCACUGCUGUCCCUGCGGCCACUGCCGAAACCCACCCAAGUGCACUUCAAGGUAUCGAUCCAGGGCAUCACGCUGACCGACAACACUCGGCAGCUGUUCUUUAGGCGGCACUACGCGUCCAACAACGUUUCCUUCUGUGGACUUGAUCCGGACGAGCACCGGUGGAGCAUUCCGUCGAGCACGGGAGACAUCCCAGCGUCCAAGCGUAUUUUUGCCUUCGUCGCCAAACGGUCGCCGACCUCGGCGGACAACCAGUGCCACGUGUUCUGCGAGCUUGAGAACACCCAGCCGGCCUCGGCCAUCGUUGCGUUCGCCAACAAGGUCGUCCUGGGAACCGCUGCCAGUCAGCAGCCAGCUGUAACGAGAGCCAUCUAAGGAAAUGCUGAGCAGCUGAAUUAAUCGAGUCAUAUUUUCGUUACGUUCGUUCUUUAGUUUUUAUGCAAUAACCGCGAGUUGUUUUUUUUUAUCUGAAACUCAUCUACACACAUUGAUUUUAUCUAGGAUGGUAGAAUCCAACGGAAAAAGUUUGGAUUUAAAAUGAUUUUGAAGAUGAAAGAGUAUGACACUACUUAGAAGUAGUCCGGCUAACUCAAAAAAAAAAGAUAAAAGAACGGAUACAUUUUGAAUUUUAAGUUCUAACCAAGUUAGCGACCCCAGAUGCAACAUAUAACUGCAUGAAAAAAUGUAAUAAAUAGAGAUUUGAACACACAUCUUAGAGUAGUAUACUGCCGUUCUACGCAAGAAUGUCCCAUGUGACUUCUGGGUCAUUUUCAUUUUUUUGCUGGAAACGGUCUCUUUUUGUGUUAACUUUCGAAUAAAAACACAAACAAGUAUACUUUGUUCUGAACUUAUACGAAAUUUUCAUCAAGGUGAUUGUCUCUAUGUUGAUAGUUCUACGCAAGAAUGUCACACUAGAGAAAAUUCUAUGAAAAAUGCAAAUUUUAUCAAAAAAUUGUCUUAAGAUGAGUUCAAACUGUUGAAUUUAAUGUUAUUCACUGAAAAGAACACUAAAAUAGAGGGCAGAGGAGGAGCGAGAAGCCUUGAGUGUUUUAUUCAGAGAAAUUUUCACUAAACACUUUUCGAUAGGCACUACUUACAAGAUCCAUACUCAACUAUACAUUUUUAUAAACAAAGAGGAACGUAUUUCUCAAAUUGCGGUUUAGCAUGAGUUUUUGGCAAAAAAAUAAACUACGCAAGCUUUUAAAAUGAUAGAAAAAUUGUAGCCGUGUGACAGUUUUUCGUAGAACUAGCAUCGGCAUGCGUUCUGAUUCUACGCAAAAGUGUCACACGGAGCAUUUUUGGCUCUAAUUUGCUGUUUUUUUUUGUAGAGAAUGUAAUUUUUUUGGCAGAAAACAUUGUAAAAUGAUUAACUUGAACUGUUCACUACGAAAAAACUGUCGGUGAAUUUUUAGUUUGAGAGAAAAAUUGGAAAUAUAGCUGAUAUUUCAAUCGCGUUUUUCUCGUUUGCACGUUUUUCCACAUGGGACAAUCUUGCUUAGAACGGCAGUAUAGUCUUGAGCAAAAGUAACGGAUCAGAGGAUCCAAUUUUUGCAAAACUAGAAACCCACAUUCGAAAUAAACGCCAACACCCAAAACUCACACACACCGAAUCAUGUGAAGCCAUCACAGUGUAUUUAGUAACAAUGGUUUAAAUAAUCUAUAACAAACUCACAAAAAUAACUAUUUCGUUGUGAAAAAAAGGUUAAUAUUCUUAAAACCAGCAUUACACACAAGCAAAUUAAACAAAUCAUCAGCACACACACACUGGAAGAGUAUCGACUUGUAAUUAUCUAGCGCAAAGCAUGUAUAAAUGUAUUUGUAACUACGUCAGAAAUAUUAUUUAACAAUAAUAAAAUAUUUAUACAAACAAUAAAUUAAUAUACCACAGAAAAAAAAACUCACGUAGUUCAUCUUUUGUUGUUUUUGUUUGUUUUCCAUUAUUUCAUUUUCACUAAUUUUUCCGCACCGAAAUUGGCCCUUACAUCCUUUAUUUUGGCACUCUCUCUUUUAAUUUAUAAUAUUGUUUUUUUUUUAUACCGCAAACAAUCAUUUUGUAAUUGUUUUAAUCGAUUUUACUUUCUAUUUCCGCUACUACCACAAAACUAAAAUCGAUAAUUUGGAAAAAAAAAGUUAAUACAAUCAAACACCUACACACUGCGAAGAUUAAUAAAUAACAAACGAACAAAACAAACUAUUAAUCCCCAACAAUGCACUUUCUUCUUCUAUUGUGUACGGCAGCAAUCUUCAGGUUUUUUUUAUUUGCGGCUUACGACAAUCUCACGACAAUCUGUGACACUGCUUUGCUCUGGACUUGUGUUCAUUUUAGUUUGCUUUUAACACCUUCAUGCUAUUCUACCAGUUAGUUACCAAAUGCGAAAGAUUUAACAUUUUGUAAGUAUAUGUAAAAGGAAUUCAAAAAAAUUAUACCCAUGCGUUUUCCUUAGCCAUUUUUCUGUUGUGGAAAAUCGCUUUGUGAGAGUGUCCAGUGCUACGUUUUAGCCGAAAAAAUUGGAAAAUUCUAAAUUAUGCCUAACAUGGUACAGGGUGCUUUUCAACGGUACCCCAACUUAUUGUAGGCACAGUUGAGAAGCACGCUAUACAUUAAGCAAGGGGAAGCUAAAUUCUUACGUGGAUUUUUUCGCUUUGUGCGCCGUUGUCAAAGAAGAAAAAAGUGUUACGAAACAAUGAUACCAAUUUUAAACUCCUCGAUGCAAUCGACUAUGGUUAAAUAGACCUUUCUUUCGAGAAAAAAAAACCAACCCAAAAGAAAAAAACGAAUCACGAACGACCAAGCUAAGUUAUGUUGAACUUGCGCGGCUAUUUAAUUAAGAAUAACUUGACGAAACACCUCUGCAAUAAUUGCGCACGCACAUGUUUAACGGAAGAGACAGGCAUGGGGAGAAAAUAUUAACCGAAAAAAGUAUUAAAUCAGACAAUUGAAAAGUGUUAGAAGAAUUUUGAGCACACACUUACUUACACAUACACACGUAUAUUAACAGAAAAAACAGCAAUUGUUUACCGAGUUGUUGAGAUAAAGGUUUGAAAACUAUCGUUGUGCCUAAUAAAGUGUAGAAGCGGAGUUGAAAAUAA
Messenger RNA from Uranotaenia lowii, 5572 nucleotides. RefSeq names its product tensin-1 (gene by). Bases 320 to 2857 code for a protein of 845 amino acids. The record is from RefSeq and is a predicted model, not a curated record. The transcript is spliced from 12 exons. Lineage: Eukaryota; Metazoa; Arthropoda; Insecta; Diptera; Culicidae. Gene Ontology annotation, molecular function: protein binding.